AUGGCCUUUUUGACCCUUCCCUCUCUCCUUCGCACAUCAACGCGUGCGGUGCGGCUAAACCACAUCCCCGCACUCACCCCAUGUUUCCGCUCCAUCUCAACGAAGCACCCCACGGGCUUUGAACCUCCAUCCGAGGAGGAACUCCUAGAGCUACGAGAACGCGUGCAAGAUUUCACAAGGCGAGAGAUACCAGCCGAUGUUGCUGCACGGACAGAUGAACAGAAUGAGUUCCCAGCAGAAAUGUGGAAGAAGAUGGGUGAUGCUGGGUUCCUCGGUGUCACAGCCAACGAGGAGUACGGUGGCUUGGGGAUGGGCUACCAGGCACAUUGUGUGGUGAUGGAAGAGAUCAGCCGAGCAUCUGGAAGCAUCGGUCUCUCUUAUGCCGCCCACUCCCAGCUCUGCGUGAACCAGCUCUCUAUCAAUGGUUCGACAGAACAAAAAAAGCGCUUUCUUCCUGAUCUCCUAUCAGGCGAGAAGGUCGGUGCUCUUGCAAUGUCGGAGCAUUCGGCUGGCUCCGAUGUAGUCAGCAUGAAGACCACGGCGAAGGAAGUUGAUGGAGGCUGGCUCUUGAACGGAACUAAGAUGUGGAUUACCAACGUGAGUCGUUCCGGUGGUAUAGAUGGUAUUGGAGUUUCCGACCUGAUUGCUCACCCUUCCUUACAGGGCCCCGAUGCCGAUUAUAUUGUCGUGUACGCCAAGACACAGCCUGAACUAGGCUCCAAAGGUAUCACGGCGUUCCUGGUCGAGAAGACCUUCAAAGGCUUCUCGUGCGCACGUAAACUGGACAAGUUGGGUAUGCGUGGCUCUAACACAGGAGAACUAAUCUUUGAGGAUGUUUUCGUUCCACGGGAGAACCUCCUGGGUGAGCUGAACCGCGGUGUCCGCGUACUGAUGGAGGGUCUGGACUUAGAGCGACUCGUCCUGAGUGCAGGACCAUUGGGAAUCAUGCAAGCAGCACUUGACCUAGUCCUUCCUUACACUCAUGUGCGCAAACAAUUCGGUGCACCAAUCGCCCACAAUCAGCUGAUUCAGGGCAAGCUUGCGGACAUGUACACCAAACUGGCUGCCUCGCGUGCGUACACCUACGCCACGGCACGGCAGGUAGACAACGCCGCCGUGGAACCUGGUGAGAUGACCGUCCGCACUCAGGACUGCGCCGGCGCAAUCCUCUACGCCGCUGAACGUGCGACCGAAUGCACGCUUGAUGCCAUCCAGCUCAUGGGAGGAAGCGGGUACAUCAACGAGAUCCCUGCUGGGCGCCUUCUCCGGGACGCGAAGCUGUAUGAAAUUGGUGCCGGUACAAGUGAGAUCCGCAGGAUGGUCAUUGGCCGCGCAUUCAACAAGGAGUAUGCUUAA
Penicillium digitatum Pd1 is the source of this 1356-nucleotide messenger RNA. The record is from RefSeq and is a predicted model, not a curated record. NCBI's taxonomy places the organism in Eukaryota, Fungi, Ascomycota, Eurotiomycetes, Eurotiales, Aspergillaceae.